Molecule: messenger RNA, 2333 nt
Organism: Geodia barretti
Lineage: Eukaryota; Metazoa; Porifera; Demospongiae; Tetractinellida; Geodiidae
Source: the annotation of a GenBank genome assembly
UUGGACUACACAUGUGUUUGUAAUAAGUGGCCUGAUUUAUAACUCUUGCCAGUCUGGUAACCAUGUGCAUCGCUGUCUUAAAAACAAAUAAAAUAACAAAAAAUAAAAAAAAACAAAUAAAAAACAUAAAAUACCACGCUGUCUAAUAUACGUGUUGGCAGCAUAAAUUACAUACACAUUAAAAAACAACCAAAGAAAAGCAAAGCACACCCAAUAUAACAGUUUGCCUGCUCUACCAUACCUGAGCCACAAAAAUAUAAUGUGUAUACUUUGACAGGUGUGUGUAUUCUACUUGUCAACAUUGAUCUUUCAGUACUUGUGUAGCAUGCAAUAGCUAUACGUAUGGUAUAUUAUUAUAAUACUAAUUAGUGGAUGCAGGAGCUGGUUGCAUGGCGGGACCAGGGUGAAGUCAAUGAGACAACAAGAUGUCUGGCUAGUCACACAAGGCCCCCAUUUAUGAGCUUGUCCAGGAAGGAGUGGGAACACCGAUGGCGGCCUGCCUAUGAUCUCUUACAAGGCACUGUCAGAAGUCUAAUGCUGUGUCACCCCCCCGCACAACAUUUUUCCCUCACCGAUACCUGCCUAUUGCUGGCCCAUGCAGUAGUUAUGCACUGUUGACUGUAUUAUGUCUCUCUCGCUGCUAUUGUAUGUAGGUUCUUUGCCUUUGUUUCUGUGACAGGCCCAAUCGUGCACGACACGCUGUUUCUUCUUCCAAUGCUAAGUCGGUGUGUGUCUCCUUUUCAAAAACGGACGCCACUCUGGCUCCUCUGCUGGUUCAUCAGAGGCGAUACGAAGGAUAGCGAGCGGAAGCUCCUUCCGAAGAAUCUUGAGAGUUCAAGAAGAGUGGGUUAGGAGACUGGAGGGGAGAACAGGACAUUCCUGAACUCGAACCUGUCAGUCCGGUUUAUACUGGAACACGUGGUGAAAUCACACAGACACUUGCAAACUAGACAUCCCAAACUGAGUCCAGAGCAAGUCAGCCACGCGACCGAGCUCCUCAACCUACGACUCAAAAGAGUCCCAGUCCAGUAUAUCGUGGGAGAAUGGGAAUUCCGGAACCUGACACUGACCCUCAGAGCUCCCGUCCUCAUUCCAAGACCAGAGACAGAGGAGCUAGUGGGUCUAGUCCUACAACACUGUUGCCCCGGAUACCAACAAACAAGGUCACAUGACCCACGCACACACCGUGGUCGUGAGGGAAACAGAGGCAGGGAGGAGGGGGAGAGAGGAGAGGCGGUAAGGUUUCUGGACGUUGGCUGCGGCAGUGGAGCUAUUUCACUAUCUCUUCUCCAAGAGUGUCCUCAAAUGUAUGGCUGUGCAGUGGAUAUAUCAGAAGAGGCAGUGGCACUUACCAGAGAGAAUGCAACCAGAACUGGGCUAUCAGAACGACUGACAGUAAUCCUCAGUUCCAUUGAGACACUUCACACCUCUCCCCAUCUUCACAACUCUCCCCACUCUCACACCUCUCCCCAUCUUCACAACUCUCCCCACUCUCACAGAUCUCCCCACUCUCACAACACUCAUCACUCUCACAGCUCUCCCCAUCCACCCAUCACCACUGGCCACGGGUGUCUAUGGGCUGACGUAAUAGUCAGUAAUCCUCCUUACAUUACCACCUCAGACAUGGCAACUCUGGAUCAUUCUGUCUCCUGGUAUGAAGACAAGAGAGCAUUGCACGGAGGGAAAGAUGGAUUAGACGUUGCAGCAAAGAUUCUCGAAUUUUCAUCUCAUCACCUGAAACAAGGAGGAGAGCUGUGGUUGGAGCUGGGUCUGAACCAAGACCCCACCAUCCUCCUGACUGCUGACUCAGCGAAUCAUCUCUCCCACGUCUCCUCUUACAACGACUUCACUCAGAGACUAAAAAGUUUCGAGAGUUUAGAAUUCCAGCUGUCUUAUAUAUAUAGCACAUUCCAAACUUACCGUCACGUAUACCUCAGCAUAAACUAUAUGUAGCCCUUCUUACAAUACAUAAGAUCAUAGCCCCAUAUUAUGCCAAAGUACCAUGUAUAUACAUCCAUAUAAAAGUAAUACGAGUCGUGAAGUAAGGAGAUGAGUUAAUGUAGUUGAAGAUCUUCCCUGAAGCUGCGGUACGGUGGCUGGGUGGCUGCUGCGAACGUAAAAGGAAUGGCGCACAGAUGCACCUGAAAACAUGAGACACUCUGCGUCACUCUCAUCUGUACAACUGAAGCUAUAGUUUGACUGCUGAAAUGCUUGCACGAGGCAGGCUCCGUCAAAUGUAUAAGGAAUGGCACACACGCACACGAGAAUCUAUCCGUUUUUCCUUUUUGUCCACUCUGACCUUAUGACUAUGCAAAUAUAUAUGGCCACACCAC